Molecule: messenger RNA, 1135 nt
Organism: Neltuma alba
Lineage: Eukaryota; Viridiplantae; Streptophyta; Magnoliopsida; Fabales; Fabaceae
Exons: 2
Coding region: 437-838 (133 amino acids)
Source: RefSeq, a predicted model, not a curated record
UGGGUGGAGGCUCUUAGCUCAAUUUAUACUGAGCACGCUUAAAUAUGAGUGGGUGAUAUUUUUGAAGUUAUAUAUGUUUAUAUUAAAUAAAAUAACCUUCUCUUUCUCACCCCCCUUUUAUUUAAUUUCAAGCACCCACCAGUUUGAGAGAUUUCUUUCCGUUUGUUUUCUUUAAACCAGAAAAAGGAAUUGAUGAAACUAGUUAAUGCCGUGUUAUAAGUAGUACUAACACAUACACAUACAUAUGAAUAAAUAAAUUUGGACAAAGGGUAGUCUUGUCCACCUAUCUGCUGUGCAACAUGAAUCAAUUAAAGGCGUGGCAGCCUGUAAGAAACAAGGCAUUUAAUUAGUGCAGUUAUUAAAGCACUCAGACAUAGACAAGACCAAGAAGAAGAAGAAGAGGAAGGCGACGAAGGCUCAAGAACAAGAAUCUUUAAUGGAGAGGUCACCGACUCCACCACAAGAAGAAGAACACGAAGUGAAGGUUUUAGAGUCGCCGCCGGAGAAAGCGAUUUUCUAUAUUCACCACCCAAGCCGUUUCCUUCUAAAGUUUCUCAAGCCUCUCUUGAAGUGUCUAGGGUUUGACGAGAUCUCGGUUCGUUACAACGACGAUCCAAAGAGCCUCAAUCGUCUCUCAUGCGGUGCAGUUUACCCCAACGGAUGCAACAAUCAUGCAGCAGCAGGGGACCAAGACUACGCCGUUCCUUCUUCCCCUCCACAAGCUUCAGAUCCAUCUGCUCCGCCAACAGACCAGCCAAAUGGCACAAUUAUACUACUAGUAAGUUUCCGUUCUGGAAGGCCAGGACCAACUCCAGGACCAGGUCCUCAAACUAAUUAGUUGGAUUUCUCUAAACCAUCAAACGGUUAGCUUGACCUGUUUCCUUAAUUGUGCUUUCAUUUUUCUUUCCAGUGAGAUGUUUUCCUUUAGUUUUUGGGCUAUAAUUUAUGUGUGAUGGUUAAUUUCUCAGAGGAUCUUGUUGAUUUAGAAACAUCAAAAAUAGGAAAGAUGCUAUAUGAUAGAAAAGUUCGAUGUAAAUCCUUAUGUAACGUAAUAUGUGUGUAUGCAACCUUAGGCUUCUUUUCUCAGUUGCACAUUUGAAUAGAGUCAAGAAUGAGUGGUAUUAUUACCAAACAA